AGGAGCCAUCAACAUCACCGUUAGACAGGCAAAAACGUUGACGCCAGCGCCAGACAAGAGAGCCAAGGUUCCUGCCCCCAGUUAACCCGUUCGAUUGGAUAAUCCCUGCAGAUCUGUAAAGGCGAAAAACGAAAAACGGCUACCAAUAGCUCAGAUUUCCACCCAGACGACAACAGCAUGUCCUAGUGAAGUCCUAGCAGAGGCGAGGAGAGACAGGCAGCGAGGGGGAGGAAGAGGGAGAGAGAGAGCGAGGGACACUUGGAGGAGCACAAUGGCCUCCGGCGAUGGCGACACCAUCAACACCAUCGACAUGGACAGCUCCUCGACGUCGCAGGCCAAGCAGGUGGAUCCCAGCAAUGCCUCCAACGACCAUGUGGGCAACAACUCAUCGCCUGAGCUGGGCAGUCGGCCGUUACGUGCGGGUAACAACAAGUCGGACAAGGAGCGGAAGAUUGGCCACAGACGAGUCGGUGAGGGCGGCGAGAUUACGUACAAGAAGAUACAGACGUCGCAGAUCAUGGGCUCCAUUCAGUUGGGAAUUCAACACACUGUCGGCAGUCUUGCCUCAAAGCCCAAGCGGGACUUACUUAUGAUGGACUUCUGGGAGAUCGAGAGCAUCACCUUUCCGCCAGAGGGAUCUAGCCUUACACCUGCCCACCACUACAGCGAGUUCAGAUAUAAGAUCUACGCGCCCAUCGCUUUCCGCUACUUUCGGGAUCUGUUUGGCAUCCAACCAGAUGAUUUUAUGAUGUCCAUGUGCACGUCCCCGUUGCGGGAACUGUCCAAUCCUGGUGCUUCCGGUUCAAUAUUCUACCUAACGGACGACGACGAGUUCAUCAUCAAGACGGUGCAACACAAGGAGGGUGAAUUCUUACAGAAACUACUGCCUGGUUACUAUAUGAAUCUAAAUCAAAAUCCGCGCACUCUGUUGCCAAAGUUCUUCGGAUUGUACUGCCUGCAGACGAGCAACGCCAAAAAUAUUCGCCUGGUGGUCAUGAACAAUCUGCUGCCCUCGUCCGUGAAGAUGCACCUGAAGUACGAUCUCAAGGGGUCCACCUUCAAGCGGAAGGCCAACAAGGCGGAGCGGGCCAAGAAAUCGCCCACGUACAAGGACCUUGACUUCAUGGAACAGCAUCCCAAUGGCAUAUUCCUGGAGGCCGAGACGUACUCGGCGCUGAUCAAGACCAUUCAGCGCGACUGCACGGUACUGGAGUCCUUCAAGAUCAUGGAUUACUCGUUGCUCCUGGGCGUUCACAACCUGGACAUUGCACUGAAGGAGAAGCAGAGUGAGCACAGGAAGCCGGUGAGGGCGCCGCUGGCCGAGGACUCCGAUGUGGAUGUGGACGAACCGCUGGACGGAUUGGAGGGCGAUGGCAAAGAUCGUGACACGGCCACGGGCAUAAGCAGGAAUAAUAUGGCUUACAGGUCUGUCAAUCGCCAGCGACUGGUGGCCCAUUCCACGGCCAUGGAGAGCAUUCAGGCGGAGAGUGAGCCCAUCGAUGACGAGGAGGAUGUGCCACCUGGCGGUAUUCCAGCUAGGAGUGAGAAGGGCGAACGCCUGCUCCUCUACAUCGGCAUCAUAGACAUUCUGCAAUCCUACAGGCUGAAAAAGAAGCUGGAGCACACAUUCAAAAGCAUCAUACACGAUGGGGAAACCGUUUCGGUGUGCCGUCCCUCGUUCUAUGCUCAAAGAUUCCAAAACUUUAUGGCCAAGACCGUGUUCCGCAAGAUACCCUCCCUGGAUCUCCCCGAGAUCAAGGGGAAUCACAGAAAAUUUCGUACCUUGGUAACCAGCUAUAUAGCGCUUAAGCAUUCGCCCUCGAAGAGAAAAAGCCUGUCAAAGGCCAUACAGCGCUCCAUUGACAGCGAAAACGAGGCGGUCACGAGGCCGGUUCACACCUCCCAUUCGCACAGCAGUGGCAAAAUCCACCAGCCAGCGAAGCCGCCCACCACGGAGCCCACGCCAGCGGGUGCGGUGGGAGGAGCAGGUGCAUCUGCUGCAGGCUCGGCUAGCGGCAGUGCCGCCAAUGAGCGGGCUCCACCACCCGUCAAGCAACGCACUUCGGCGGCCAGCAACCUGAAGGCAAGGGUUCCACCGCCAGUUCCGCCGCGUGGCUCACCGCGACGCAAGGAUGCCCAGGAUCGCUCGACGCCAGGCACAACGCCAUCAUGCAGCUCGACUCCUCCCCCCGCCUUUGACGACAUCUCCGAGGACAGCUCGAACAAGAACAGCACCAGCACCUCGUCGAUGGGUCGCCGGUCCCACCAUCAUCACCACCACCAUCACCAGCAAUCGCAGUCGCAGACGCAGCAGCAGUCGUACUAUCUGGACCGUAAGAUGAACAUUGGACCGGCCUACCGAGGCUCCUACAAAGAGGACAUCGUCAGCGUCUCGGAAGUUCACCUGGACACACUGCUGGCGGUGGACACGUCAUCGAGCAGCCAGUACGGAUCCCGCGGGGGAUUGGCCUGGACACCGCCCGCUUCAGGUGAGGGCUCCACUCCCACAUGGACAGAGGGCACACCCAGUUUUACGGACUCCAGUUCGAGUGGUGAUCUCGACAACUUCUCGCCCAUAAACUCAUCUAAAAUCGAUCGACACAAGCCGACGGUGGAAGAUGCCAUCAACUCUCUGUCCGCGGGAAUGGUAAAUAUCGGAGAUCAACUAACAUAGCAUGUGAUGUGAUGACAGGACACAAGACACACCAAUCCAGAUUCAUCGCGAUGUGAACAGAGUCUCGGGCUCGUACAUACCGACAAUGCUUGCGUGUUCAGGCGCACUUGUAUAGCUAGGAUAUAAUCAAAAAGGCGCCCCCACGUAGAACAGAGUACCCGUACCCCCAUGCCACGUCCACGUCCACGACCACACCCACACCUGCCCAACCCUUCCAGCGGACACCGGGUGAAAACAAUCCAACCAAGUCAGAGCUCGCAAUAUUACACACAAGCAUAUACUCCCCCAUAUACAGAGAACUCAAAAAGCAUUAAGAAUACAAUAAAUGGCAAAUCAAAUACGAGUAAAGUACGCAGGAUGGCAUCCAGUUGGAGUUCCGAGAUCCGCUAUCCUGUAAUCCCGUACCCCUACUAUAUACGUUCAGUGUACACGGUGUAAAGAGUUCGUUAUGCGUUGAGAUCAGAUUAUAUAUAUAUACGAAAAUAUACAUACAUUACACUGAAAUUAAUAAACGUUUUUGCGAUACUUUCGAUCUCCGAUAUAUCCACAUAAGUACGUAUUAUGUAUACCUAUGUAUAAUCAGCAAUCGCGAUAAUUACAAUAUUGUUGUAAAAUAUUUCAAUUUACAAGGAGCCAGACGACGAGAUGAAGAAAAAACAAACAAACAAACCAAGAGCAAAAUUAUAUACAUAUUAUAUAUUCAUCUGUAUUUAUUAACGAUAAAUGUAACGCGCUUAGGUUAACUCCACACAAAAAAACAGAACAGAACCGAACUGGGACGUACAUGAGAUAUUACUUAAAACCAACAGACCGACACGGACACUCGACCACUUGCGACGCAUACAAGAUGAAAGAAUUGAUUAUUUAUUAAUUAGUUGAAUGUUAUUUAACUUAUAUGCAUUAUUCUAAAGAUUACUGAAAUCCAAUUGUAAUUACAAUAAAUUAAAUUGCAAGGU
Messenger RNA from Drosophila kikkawai, 3630 nucleotides. RefSeq names its product Phosphatidylinositol 4-phosphate 5-kinase 59B (gene PIP5K59B). Lineage: Eukaryota; Metazoa; Arthropoda; Insecta; Diptera; Drosophilidae. Gene Ontology annotation, molecular function: 1-phosphatidylinositol-4-phosphate 5-kinase activity. The record is from RefSeq and is a predicted model, not a curated record. Gene Ontology annotation, cellular component: plasma membrane. Gene Ontology annotation, biological process: phosphatidylinositol phosphate biosynthetic process.